Exaiptasia diaphana is the source of this 710-nucleotide messenger RNA. RefSeq names its product cochlin. NCBI's taxonomy places the organism in Eukaryota, Metazoa, Cnidaria, Anthozoa, Actiniaria, Aiptasiidae. The record is from RefSeq and is a predicted model, not a curated record.
CUUCAAGGGAAGCAUCUCUUGUAUGCAGGUAUACGGUCGUGCUUUAACUCGUCGAGAUAUCUUGAGCAAGAAGAGGCGUUGCUUUAGAAGAGGUCCAAAGCCGCCUCCACCUACUCCAGUUGGCCCAGUAUGUCGAGCUCAAAUUGACCUAGCAUUCUUGAUCGAUGGAUCUGGCAGCAUUGAGCAUUACGGAAAAGGAAACUUCAGACGUUGUCUUAACUUCGUGAAGAACAUGGUGCGAGCCUUCCACAUUUCUCCAARACAUGUCCGUAUUUCAGCCACCAUAUUUUCAAGCAGAGCACGUCGUCUAUUCACCUUUGGACAGUUCCGCACUAAAAMACAAGUGUUAAGAGCUAUUAACCGUAUUCGAUAUCCACGAGGUGGCACGAAACUCGGCCGUGCUCUGAAUUAUAUCAGAAGAUAUGUGUUUGCUAAAAAUAGACGAAGAAAGGUACUGAUUGUAAUGACGGAUGGCAAGUCUUACGACAGAGUUGGUGGUCCUGCAGCCGCACUAAAGAGAAUGGGCGUGAUUAUUACUUGCUUUGGAAUCGGGCGUAAAUACAACAUGAGACAGCUUCUUCGAAUUGCAUCGUCUCGUCGACACAUAUUCACAGCAUCGUUCCGCACAAUGAAUAGAGUUGUACGUAGCAUUAAACGAAAGGCCUGUCAAGGCGUGAAGCCACCUGGGCCACAACCUGGGCCGAAGAGAG